UAGUGCACACAGUACGCGCCCAAGCGCGCGCCAAGCGAUUAAUUGAUCCACUAGCGCGCAAUAUCAUGUUGGUUGUGUAGCUUUUGUGCGAGUGCGAGCCGAGACAGUCGGGCUCGGUUGUGCGUUUAUUGAGUCUUUUUUCCUGUUCUGUUCCUCGUCUAGCCUCACACCUUUCCUGUCAAAACACACGCGUCUAUUUCCCCUUGUUGUGUUUUGUUCGUUCGAGGUUGGAACGGGGGGCUGGAGUCUAGAUUCGGGGUCUCGAGUUGGAGUUGGAUUCGGCACGCAACCGUCCGUAUUCGGUACUGUGUUGGGAGACUCUUCGAAUGUGUAGUUGGUUUGUUUCCGAGAGAUGAAGCAUGCAGGCUGCUGUUGCUACGCUGCUCUGCUGCACACUGAACCCCACUUGCCCACAUACCACUCCAGCUCCAGCUCCAGCUCCAGAGUAUGGAAGUCAAGCAGAGCAGAGCAGAUCGCAACUCUCGCACCAAAGAUGCCUGACAAUGCCAAGUGAUUACCAACUUCCCACCACGGACUCCAACCAUAGAGCAAGGCUGGUUGGCUGCAGCAGCAGCAGCUGCUGCUGUGCUGGUGGCUGCUUCUGGCUGGAAUGUCACUGUGAUGGACCUCGAGUUGCCGAGCCUUCCCCAGUUCGGCAUCAGCGUGUGAGCAAAGAAUUAGGCCCCCAGAUUGUCAAACUCAAAAUCUAUUUUUGUCCACCGCAAUCAAUCCAAAACAUGCCCUUCUCUCUACCUGCGCAGCAGAUAGCUCUUUCCAAAACCCAACGCAGGUUCCAAUUCCAUAGUCUUCGGUUUGAGAAUGUCUUGAAUAGCAUCGACAACUCGAUGCGUAAAACACACACUGAGAUUGGCGGGUUCAGACGGACGCCAGGUUCGAGACCUUGUCUGAGUUCUCUGAUCUAAACUGUGGAGCACAACCCGACACAACCUCCCGGGACUCGGUAGUGAAACCCGUUUUCCGAUCCCUCACGUGGCGAAGUCAGAUUUAGGGUGUGGGCUCCCAUGAGUGAGCGGGGCGGAAGGAAGGACACUGGAUGGAUUCUUACCAACGGCCCCGGGGGGUUUUUU
Messenger RNA from Lasiosphaeria miniovina, 1088 nucleotides. RefSeq lists its product as uncharacterized. Bases 360 to 923 code for a protein of 187 amino acids. The record is from RefSeq and is a predicted model, not a curated record. The transcript has a single exon. Lineage: Eukaryota; Fungi; Ascomycota; Sordariomycetes; Sordariales; Lasiosphaeriaceae.